Molecule: messenger RNA, 1821 nt
Organism: Debaryomyces fabryi
Lineage: Eukaryota; Fungi; Ascomycota; Pichiomycetes; Serinales; Debaryomycetaceae
Exons: 1
Coding region: 1-1821 (606 amino acids)
Biological process (GO): carbohydrate metabolic process
Source: RefSeq, a predicted model, not a curated record
AUGGCAAUUUACAUUUCAGAUAAACGGAUCAGACCAGGUCGAUUGGUUUUACUUAUCUUAGGUGUAUUAUUUGGUUUAUAUAUUGUAAAAAAUCUACCUUCCAACACAUCUAGUCAUGUUAGUUCAGAGGUUACAGAUAUCGGUGAUUUUGUUCAAUUUACCAAAGAUAAAAGCCAGCUCACAGAAGAGUUGAAGCAUUCUGAAAGUGACAUUGAGACGAAGGAUGUUGGAGAUAUAACUGAAGAAUUCUUGAAAAAAAUGGACAGAAAGACUCAUAAAUGCCCAGACUACGUUGAAUAUUCACAGUUCAAACAUCCACCCUUUUCCAAUGGCAAGUAUAAAUACCCCUACAUGAGGCCAGCUCCUAAAUGUCGGACAUUUAGAUCAGAAGCAGUUGAACAGGUGAUAAAUGAUUUGAAAGAAAAGGUUGAAAGCAGUGAUCUUGCUCGCUUAAUCGAAAAUUGUUUGCCCAAUACGUUAGAUACAACAAUACUAUGGCACAUAUCCUCAUUAGAUUCUAAGCAAGUUCAAGAACCACACUCAUUCGUUGUUACUGGAGAUAUUCAUGCCGAGUGGCUACGUGAUGCAGCUAGACAAUUAUCGGUAUACCAACCGUUCAUAAAGUACGAUAAGCGAUUGAAAGAAUUAAUAAAAGGUGCAAUCAAUACACAAGCAUUUUAUAUAAUCAAUUCUCCAUAUUGCAAUGCAUUUCAUCCUCCUCCAGGAUCGGGUGUUAAAAGAGGUAGUACUGCAGUGGAUCAAGUAUUUCCAAGACCCGAUUGGAGACAAGUAUUUGAGUGUAAAUACGAAUUGGAUUCGUUAGCCUCAUUCUUGACAUUAACAAACGAAUAUUAUGAACAUUCAGGAGGAGAUUUGUCUUUCCUCAAUGACCGUUGGUUAAAAGCUUACGAAAAAGUACUUAUUGUAUUAAAAAGAGAAUCGCAGCCAUCAUUUGAUAAGGACUCGGGACAAGCUCUAAAUUUCUACUAUUCCUUCCAAAGACAAACCCAAAUUGGUUCUGAAACGCUUCCAUUAGGAGGUGUAGGAAAUCCUGUCAACUAUAAUACUGGUUUGGUCAGAUCUGCAUUCCGUCCUUCUGAUGAUGCUUGCAUCUUGCAAUUUUUUAUCCCUGCAAAUUCUCAUAUGUUAACUGAGUUAAAAAAGGUUAGACAAAAUUUCUUAGCAAUGGAGAACAAGCCAGACAGAGAUAUGUUGCCUUUAAUUAGUCAUACAGAUACUUUCAUAGAAAACAUAUCUGAAGGUAUUGAGAAAUAUGGUAUUGUAGAACACCCCGUGUGGGGUAAGGUUUAUGCAUACGAAGUUGAUGGAUACGGAGGAUCCAUUCACAUGGAUGAUGCCAAUAUUCCCUCAUUGUUAUCCUUACCAGACAUGGGCUUUGUUGAUGUGAACGAUGAAGUUUAUCAGAAUACUAGAAAAAUGAUCUUAUCUAAAGUUGGAAAUCCAUACUACUUAACAGGAACUCAAUUCGAAGGUAUUGGAGGCCCUCAUAUUGGUAUUCAUAAUGCUUGGCCGAUGUCUUUGUUAGUAAGGAUUAGAACAACGGAUGAUGACACAGAAAUAUUGAAGAGCUUACAACUUAUAAUGGACAAUACUGCUGAAUUAGGAUUAAUGCACGAAAGCGUUCAUGUCAAUUCUAAGACAGGUAAAGAUUUCACUAGGUCCUGGUUUGCAUGGUGCAAUUCUGAGUUUGGUAAGACGAUUUUGUAUUUAGCCAAGCAUAAACCACAUUUAAUAUUUAAAAAAGAAUUUUCAAACAAAGCAUAUGAUGUUACUAAUGCUUUGGCAUCGUUGGUUGAUUAA